UUUCCCAUUUGGUCCGUGUUCUCUCUGCUUUGUGGCUGUGACCGAAAUAAUCUCUACAUUUCGUCUGUGACAAAGUCGGGCAUUUUCUUGACAGGCCCGCGUUAUCUUCGCUAUCCAGUAACGUAAUGGAAAUCUGGGAAACUGAUUAAACAAUGCGGUUUGUCCUCAGCAAAGUCAACUGAAUGUACCUGAUUUGUAGUGUUCCAGUUGCCUAGUUACCGAUAUUGUGAGGUAGCAACGAGUGCACUGUAGACUUUUUGUACACAAAGAACAAACUGCAUGAAAGGUGAGACAGAAAAUAACGUUAAAAAACGUUGUGUUUUAAAUCGUUGCUAGUUAAACGUAUUGCAAACGUAAGGUUAUAUGGCAUGGUUUUUAGGAAAAGGUAUGAAUUCGGGGUGUAACACCGAAGCUCUAGAAGAACACAGGUCAGCACAUGGUUUUCGUGCAAUCGCGGAUGUCUACGGAAAAGGCAAGAAACCGACUUCAUCCGAGGACAGCCUGGCUACUCCGGUGGAGAGGGAUGAGAGGCUGUUAAAGGUGAAAGCUGAGGCAAGAGACAAGCAUACCCUUUUUCUCCUGGGACAGCUGCACUAUGAGCAGGGUCGCUAUUUUGAGGCACUGGAGGUCUUUGAUGCCAUUAAGGACCACGACCCCAGAGCCCUCUUCCAGCUGGCCAUCAUGUAUUACGACGGCCUGGGGACUGCCAUGGAUCUUCCCAGGGCAGUGGAUUACAUGAAGAGUGUGUUCCAGUGGAACGUGUCUGAGACCGGCUCCAUCAGAUACACUGCUCUGUAUAACAUUGGCAGAGCCUACCUGGAGGGUUAUGGUGUCCCGCAAUCCAGUACCGAGGCGGAGAGUCACUGGCUCCUUGCUGCUGACAACGGAAACCCCAAUGCCUCUGUAAAAGCUCAGAGUUCCCUGGGUAUGUUCUACAGCAGACGGGAGACUAAGGACCUGGAAAGGGCUUUCUUCUGGCACUCCGAGGCUUGUGGCAAUGGCAGUCUGGAGUCCCAGGCUGCACUGGGGAUCAUGUACCUGUAUGGUCUCGGCAUCCACCAGGACCCCAAAUCUGCCGUGGAGUGCCUGAAGGAAGCAUCGGAGCGAGGGAAUGUGUAUGCCCAGGCUCACCUGGUUGCGUACUACUACCACAGGAAGCUCUAUACUAACACAGCAGCGCUGGCCCAGAGGAUUAUCAGUUACAAUGACAUUGCUGCUAUCGCCAGAGUCACAGACUGCCUACCUGAAUACAUCAUUAAGGGCAUGGCCAUUGCUUUGUUCUACUACGGCCGCUGUCUGCAUCUGGGGAAGGGGGUUCUUCAGAGCAAGGACGAAGCCAGGCAUUACUUCACUAAGGCUGCUCAACUUAACCCCGAAGUGUGCCAGGACCUCCAGAUGGAUAUCAUCUUAGGCAAAAUGUAAUGAUCCAGGCUCACAAACCAGCCAGUUGCAUUGACCUGAGUAAAUAAUACCAGAUUUAGAACGCUAUGUUCAGCAUGCAUCUGUGGUAUGAGAUUAAAGUGAUUGUGUGCUCAGUGUAAAUGCUCAACACUAAGAAAUAUUAAGCCGGGGUGUCAAACUCGUUCCACGGCGGGUUGAGUGUCUGCAGGUAAGGGUGGAAACUAACCAAUUAGUGACCAAAUCAAGUGCAAGUUGAGCGAAAACUGGCAAGACACUGCCCCCCCCCCCCGGCAGAACCGGUUUGA
Molecule: messenger RNA, 1706 nt
Organism: Esox lucius (northern pike)
Lineage: Eukaryota; Metazoa; Chordata; Actinopteri; Esociformes; Esocidae
Gene: lrp2bp
Product: LRP2 binding protein
Exons: 8
Coding region: 364-1422 (352 amino acids)
Molecular function (GO): protein binding
Source: RefSeq, a predicted model, not a curated record